This is a messenger RNA of Emericellopsis cladophorae, 1500 nucleotides long. Its product is annotated as MFS general substrate transporter. NCBI's taxonomy places the organism in Eukaryota, Fungi, Ascomycota, Sordariomycetes, Hypocreales, Bionectriaceae. Gene Ontology annotation, biological process: transmembrane transport. Bases 1 to 1500 code for a protein of 499 amino acids. The transcript has a single exon. Gene Ontology annotation, molecular function: transmembrane transporter activity. The record is from RefSeq and is a predicted model, not a curated record.
AUGUGGGACGCGAAGCAGGUUUCCGGCCAAGGCACCCCCGUGCCAGGCUCGCACUCUUCUCAGCUGGCGGGUGACGGCGGCGAGGAAAAGUCCCAAGCUCAGGGCCAGCGUCAGAUUCCAACUCCACUCGAGACAGAGGCCCAGGGACAGGCUGAGCAAUCGCCUCCCACCGUCGCGCCGCCUCCCAAUGGCGGAUACGGCUGGGUCUGCGUCCUCUGCGUCGCCGUCAUCAACGCCCACACCUGGGGCAUCAACUCGUCCUACGGCGUCUUCCUGGCGCACUACCUGUCCACCGAUGCCUUUCCCGGCGCGACCUACCUCCAGUACGCCUUUGUCGGCGGACUGUCGAUAUCCUGUGGCAUGCUCAUCUCGCCCCUGGCCGUCCUCUCGACGCGGCACUUUGGCACCCACGCCACGCUCUACCUCGGCACCGCCCUCGAGGCCGCUGGUCUCAUCGGCGCGUCCUUCGCGCGCACGACAUGGCAUCUCUUCUUCAGCCAGGGUGUCUUGUUUGGCGUAGGCAUGGGCUUCCUCUUCGUCGCCUCAGUCGGCAUCCCGCCCCAGUGGUUCACCACCCGCCGCUCUCUCGCCAACGGCAUAAGCGCGGCGGGGUCUGGGUUCGGUGGGCUGCUCUACUCCUUCGCCACGGGGUGGAUGCUCCGUACCAUCGGUCUAGCCUGGUCGUUCCGUGUCCUGGGCAUCCUUGCCUUUGGCGUGAACGUCGUUUGUGUGACGUUGCUGCGGGACCGGCACAAGAUCAUCGGGUCCCGUCACGCGGCCUUUGACAUCGGCUUGUUUCGGAGGGUAGAGUACCUCCUACUCAGCGGGUACGGCUUCUUCUCCAUGCUGGGCUACAUUGCCCUCGUCUUCUCUCUCGCCGACUACGCAAGAAAGCUAGGGCUCGGGCCGUCCCAGGCGGCCCUCGUCUCGGCUAUUCUGAACCUCGGGCAGGGUCUCGGGCGGCCGCUGAUCGGGUACUUCUCCGACAGCGUCGGGCGCAUCAACAUGGCCGCCUUGACAACGAUGUCCUGCGCGAUACUGACGUUCUUGGUAUGGGUUUUCGCCGAGAGCUACGCGGUGCUGGUCUUCUUCGCCCUCGCUGGCGGUACCGUCACGGGGACCUUCUGGGCCACCAUCGGGCCCGUGGCCGUGGAGGUCGUAGGGCUGCGGCAUCUUCCAUCGGCCUUGAACCUUGAGUGGCUGGUCAUCGUCCUGCCGUGCACGUUCAGCGAGCCCAUUGCGCUGGAGAUUGUGGGGCGCACGGGGAGCUAUCUCGGUGCGCAGCUGUUCAUCGGUUCCAUGUACGUUGCGGCGGCGGUCUGCGUCGUUCUCUUGAGGGGCUGGAAGAUUGGAGAACGGCACGAGCUGGCCAGGCUCAGGGGAGGCCAGGUCGGUGACAUAUAUGCAGAUGAGACUGGCUCGGGAUCUGUGGGUGAUGCGGCCCGUGUUGCAGGGCGACAGACCUUGUGGGAGCACUUUUGGAAAUGGGAAAAGGUAUGA